This is a messenger RNA of Magallana angulata, 2559 nucleotides long. RefSeq names its product STAM-binding protein-like. NCBI's taxonomy places the organism in Eukaryota, Metazoa, Mollusca, Bivalvia, Ostreida, Ostreidae. The transcript has 10 exons. The record is from RefSeq and is a predicted model, not a curated record. The coding region runs from base 95 to 1486 and encodes 463 amino acids. Gene Ontology annotation, biological process: protein K63-linked deubiquitination. Gene Ontology annotation, cellular component: membrane; endosome. Gene Ontology annotation, molecular function: metal-dependent deubiquitinase activity; K63-linked deubiquitinase activity; protein binding.
GUAAUAGUGCAUCACGCAAAAGAUGUAAACAAAGUGUAGAAAGAAAAAUUUGCAGAUGACAAUUAUUUUAUUGCCAAAUUCCCACUGAUGUAUAAUGGCUCAGACUGCCAUUAGAGAUGUUUCCUUGACCUCUCACAUCCGGGACCCCGGGGCCAGGGUACGGGAGCUGUGUAAUUAUGCAUGUAAAGUCGAGAUAGAUCCACAGAUCCCACCCAGGAGGUACCUUAGAUCAGGCCAUGAAAUGCUGCGAAUGGCAAAGGUCUACCAGGAUGAGAAGAAUUAUGAACAAGCAUUUAUUCUUUACACCAAAUUUAUAUCACUGUUUGUUGAAAAAUUGCCAAAACACCCAGACUACAAAUCAGCUCCUGUUAAUGAUGUUACAGGAAUUAAAAAGAAAGUAAAGCUUGUAUUUCCAAUCGCAGAAGAAUUGAAAACUAUAUUAAAGAAGAAAUACACAGAAAUAGAAAAGAAAAGACAAGAGGAAGAGAGACUGAAACAAGAAGAAUUAGAGAGAGAACAAGAAAGACAGAGGAAAGAAGAGGAGGCGAGACAGCAAGAGGAGGAAGCCAGGAAUCUAGAGGCUCGCAGUGAAGCAGAAGCAAGAUGGUUGGAUGAGCAGGAGCGCAAAUUAAAAGAACUGAAAGAGAAAGAGUUACUGAAAAAUAUUGACCAAGACAGCGAGAGCAAUGAGAACACUGUUAAAGGAGAGAACUUGGCAGGCUUAAACAACCAGCGUCCAUCUGCGACGGCUGGGAAUCUAACAUAUAUACACAAUGAUCUGGGAGAAAAACCAGUGGAGAAAAAUUUGAUGAAGGAUUCUCAGUAUCCCAGUAUUCCUGAUAGAGAACUAAAGAAAAAUCUAGUCAUUUCUGAUUACUCCACCCCAUCAGUCAAUGGUGCCCCCAAUUUUGACAGAAGCACUAAACCUGACCAUUUCACCAGCACGGGGUUCUCAGGCCUGCGUCAGGUGAUAGUACCCUCUGAUUUGAUGAGGAAGUUCAUGGUCCUCGCUGAACACAACACUCUGAGAAACAUUGAAACAUGUGGUAUUCUUGCUGGCAAGAUGGUACAUGACAGUUUUCACAUCACACAUGUGCUGGUUCCUAAGCAGUCAGGGACCACAGACACCUGUGUGGCGGAGGAUGAGGAGGACCUGUUUAUGUACCAGGACCCCCGUGAUCUUAUCACGCUCGGAUGGAUCCAUACACAUCCAAGCCAGACAGCUUUUCUGUCCAGUGUUGACAUGCACAAUCAAUAUGGCUACCAGGCCAUGCUUCCAGAGGCUAUUGCUAUUGUGUGUGCACCAAAGUAUCAAGAGACUGGAAUAUUUACUCUGACUUCCGACCGGGGCCUUCCAGAGAUUGGUCAAUGUAGAGAAAGGGGAUUUCACCAACACACUAAGACGCCACCUUUAUUUGAUAAUUGUGCACAUGUCAGUGUAGUAGAUACAGAAAGAAUUGAAAUGGUGGACUUGAGACAAAAGUGAUGUCACCGACCUUACCCACAGGAUUGUGUAUGGAGACAAAAUCCUCAUUAUUUCAACUGAUGCCACUGCAAGUGUAUUGAACCUUGUGCUUUGUUAAGUCUAGCCUUUAAACAUUUAAUUUAUAUAAACCAAUACUUUCUGUGUUUAUUUUAUAAAAGUGUUUACAUGUUAUUGAAACUGGCAGUCUGAUUAUUGUCCUGUCUAUCAGUUUGUCUUUGUUGCCAAUGUUAUUAAUAUUCUCACCUUCUGAACUAAAGAGCCCCAUCAAUUGCAGUCAUGUGAGAUAGGGCAAGACCAGAUAUUAGAUUACCGGUUACAGGAACGUGAAUCAUUUCAUAAAUCAAUGCAGGAUUACUGUAGAGAUUUUGUAACACAAGUGUCAAGCUGUCUGUCUGUCUGUCUGUCUAUGUUCGUGCAUAUUAAGUUACAGAACAAAUUCAGCUGUGAACAUGACUGUAGCAUACUCUUCAUAUAAUCAGUUUUGUAAUCUCAGACUUCAAAAUGUUAAUACAUGGUAUCCAGAAAAGCAGUCAAGACGAUGGUGAUUUUCCCAUCAGUUUACUGGACAGUUUACAAAAAUUAAGUAUGACUACCAUUAAAAGAUCUUUUCUAUAGUCUGUUGCAUGUACAAAAGGUAGAAACAUAUGGAUCAAAUCUAACUGAAUUCAGAACAGUAAAAUUAAAUUUUCAUAUUGUGGUGAAAUCUGCAAGGAAUGUUGGAAAAAUUAUUGUUUCAAAUGCAAGACAUUAGCACUACCAGUAUUUUGCUUUGACCUUGAAGAAGUGAAAACUAUUUACUGUCAUCAGUGAACAAAGUGGCUCAUUGACUGUCUACUUGUUACUCUGUAUUUCAGGCUUUUGUAGGCUGUGAUUUAUCUUAUUUCUAUACAAGUUUCAUGUACAAGUACAUGUGCUAAUAAGAUGUAAAAGAAUGGAAUUUAUGUCAAUUGAUUUAAAGCCUUCUGAAUGUAUUCUAUUGUAUUUGGGAUGUUCUUUGUUUUUUAGUGAUGGAGUAGAUCGUUUACCACAUUUAUUUUCUUUUUUUUUUUUUUUCUUUUUUUUAUUAUUUUUUU